AUGCUUCUAAAACCUAGGGUAGAAAGAUGCGUCUAUUCAUGGAUGGGGUACCCUUGCGAGACAUUAGUCUGCGCCGCUAUUGAGGAGCUCGAUCCCGCUUCCAUUUACCUAGACAAAGUUGGAACCCCGGUGUGCAGCGCCUUGUGGAUGGUCGACCGCGAGGAUCCGAGCAAGCUUCUGCCCAUUGGCGCCAUCAACGAAAUUUUGGUUGAAGGCCCAAGUGUGGCGCGAGGAUAUUACAGGGACCCUACCAACACUAUUACCUCUUUCAUGCCCCCGCCGCCCUUCGUGCGAAAACGUGGGAGCUCGUCUUAG
Messenger RNA from Trichoderma virens Gv29-8, 315 nucleotides. RefSeq lists its product as uncharacterized. The record is from RefSeq and is a predicted model, not a curated record. Gene Ontology annotation, cellular component: cytoplasm. Gene Ontology annotation, molecular function: phosphopantetheine binding. The transcript has a single exon. Gene Ontology annotation, biological process: amino acid activation for nonribosomal peptide biosynthetic process; secondary metabolite biosynthetic process. Lineage: Eukaryota; Fungi; Ascomycota; Sordariomycetes; Hypocreales; Hypocreaceae. The coding region runs from base 1 to 315 and encodes 104 amino acids.